This is a messenger RNA of Aspergillus puulaauensis, 798 nucleotides long. Its product is annotated as MSF1 domain protein. The transcript has a single exon. Gene Ontology annotation, molecular function: phosphatidic acid transfer activity. Lineage: Eukaryota; Fungi; Ascomycota; Eurotiomycetes; Eurotiales; Aspergillaceae. Gene Ontology annotation, biological process: phospholipid transport. The record is from RefSeq and is a predicted model, not a curated record. The coding region runs from base 1 to 798 and encodes 265 amino acids. Gene Ontology annotation, cellular component: mitochondrial intermembrane space.
AUGAAAUUCUUCGAGAACCUCUAUACCUACGAUUAUUCCUUUCCCGCCGUUUCUCUUGCUUACUUUCUCCGCUACCCAAACCCGUACUCCAAGCAUGUCCUGACGACCGAUGUUAUUGAUCGAUAUGUUGACCCGAAGACCCAUCGACUCCAUACCACGCGAAUUCAUUUGAAGAAAUCGAAAGUGCCCUCUGGGAUCCUGAAGCUUCUCCCAAAGGGCAUUGGCGGUUCCGACAGUUCCGGACAAAGCUACAUCCUAGAGACGACCAUCGUCGAUGCCAAAGAAGGCUGGAUGGAGUCCGAAUCACGCAACAUGGAGUGGACUGGGAUUCUCAGCGUUGUGGAAAAGCAAGUUUAUCGACGCCAGCAACCAGAUGGGCCCCCAGAGAAGCUGGAAGGCCUGUCUCUCGACAAUCGGCGAUGUGAGCAAACCACCGUGAACACGACUGUUACGUUCCGCUCCCGCUUUGGACAGGGGAAGCUCCUCGGUCGCAGGAAAACAGAGGCUGCCUCGGAUAAUAACGGAGAUUACGAAGAGGAAGCUCCCAAGCGGGGAUUUUUCACCUCGCUGUCCACUGCAGGAAUUCAACGGACCAUAGAACUGAUUGGACUCAAUCGGACUCGCGACGCCAUCGUUAAGAGCAAGCAAGGAAUGAAUGUUGUUCUGGAGCGUCUACGCAGCGGCGGUAUAGUCGGCGUGCUUGAAGGCAUGCACCAGGACCGCGAGUCUGUGGUUCUGGGUGGUGAAGGCCCCUGGAAGCGUGUCUGGCUUCGAGGCCACUCUAAUAACGACGACUGA